Molecule: messenger RNA, 2858 nt
Organism: Patiria miniata (bat star)
Lineage: Eukaryota; Metazoa; Echinodermata; Asteroidea; Valvatida; Asterinidae
Gene: lactb
Product: serine beta-lactamase-like protein LACTB, mitochondrial
Exons: 6
Coding region: 173-1885 (570 amino acids)
Source: RefSeq, a predicted model, not a curated record
GAUGUGGGCGGAAGUAGGAAAACACAUAUACAGCUAGCUCUACUCUCCAAAUUUUCUAUAUUUAACGUGGACGUUUACAUUAAAUGUGUAGCGAUUGAGUUACUGUGACGUACCUACCUGCCAUUCAAAAAUUGGACGUGUGACAGAAAUCCUGGUGACCACUCAGUGAAUUAUGUUGAGGAUAAAAUCAUCCCUUGUGUGUCUUGGAAGACUCAAGUCCGGAAACUUGAAGCCAGCCAGACAGAAAUUCUUGAAGUCAUACAGCAGUGGAGCCAGAACGUCAGGAGGAGGUGGCCAGAGAUGGAGAACUCAAAUCGUGUGCGCAUUAGGAGGUGGACUGGCCGUUGGGGUUGGACUAGUAGCCAGUCUAUGGUAUUCGCGUUCUCGUAAGGUUGCGCUCGUGGGUCUUGAGGAGGCUGCAUGUCACGAGAAACACAGAUGGAGAGGGAAGGAUGCGUCACCAUGGAGACAGGAGGUCGGUGCGGAGGCGGGACUCCAAGAAGCAGUGAGGAGGUCCAGAGAUUUGCUGCGUAGGGUCAAAGAUGAGGCGGGCUCACCAGGUAUUGUCGUGGCUGUGAGUGUCGACGGGAAACUGCUGUGGGCAGAGGGAAUGGGGUAUGCUGAUGUUGAAAAUCGUCUUCCGUGUACAAGUAAAAGCGUCCAUCGGAUAGCUAGCAUCAGUAAGUCGUUAACUAUGACGGCGGUCGCCAAACUCUGGGAGGAAGGAAAGCUGGAUCUGGACAAACCCAUACAGCACUAUGUACCAGAAUUCCCUGAGAAAGAGGUUGAUGGGAAAAAGGUCGAAAUAACCACAAGACAGUUGGUGUCCCACCUCGCGGGCAUCAGGCACUACAGCAAAGACUACAUAGAGAAGCUGGGGAACCAGACUGACAAAGAUGGUGCCUCCAAACUUGCCCAAGACUCCAAGACGUCUUCCAAGAAUGACAAAACCAACGAUGCCACCAAGACAAUGAACAAUAAUGGGGGAAAAGACACCAAAGAGACAGAGUUCUACGUGACAAAGGACUAUUCUUCGGUCGUCGACGCCCUGGAAUUGUUUAAAGAUGACCCGUUGAGGCAUAAACCAGGUAGCAAGUACUACUACACGACACACGGCUGGACGCUCGUGAGUGCCGUCGUGGAUGCAGCAGCGGACGAAGACUUCUUAGUGUACAUGAAGAAGAUUUUCAAGGACCUCGGCUUGACUCACACGGUCCCCGACGAAGCAAGUCCACUGAUCUACAACCGGGCGCGAGGCUACACCAAGAACAAAAAGGGAAGGCUGAUUAACGUGCCGGCAGUGAAUCUCUCCCACAAGUGGGCAGGCGGGGGCUUUUUGUCGGACGUCGGGGAUCUGGUUCAGUUUGGCAACGCAAUGCUAUACAGUUACCAGUACACUAACAAGCACAGGGAUGCAGGGCUUCUUCCAGGCUACCUAAAGCCAGAGACCAUGAAGGCGAUCUGGUCCCCUGUCCCCCUCGCCAAGUGUUCCUCGGGUACCAAUGGUGAGUACAUGUACGCCAUGGGGUGGCAGGUGCACGAGAGGGGCGAGCACCGAGGCUUCUGCCCCGAAAAGCACCAGAUGGUCUGGCACCUAGGAGGUGCUGUGGGAGCCAGCAGCGCGCUACUCGUGGUGAACCGGGGCAAACCGGACACUGUCAGCAAAAGCGAACCAGUUGCAGGGGACACCACGCAAGACGUCUCCGGACUUGGCGACGCUCCAAGUCCAAAUGACCUCUCUGAGAAAUGGGGUGUUUCAUCUUCACAUGAUUCUGUGUCUUUGCCAGAGGGAAUAGUUGUCGCCAUGAUUGUUAAUGUAGAUGACGUCAGCUUGUUCAAGGCAGCUGUUGAAAUUGCACAGGAGUUUCAAAAAGUACAUUGCUAACUUUGGGGCGAUUCCGUAAAUUCGGACUUACAUGUCAGACAGUUGAAUGAGCCUCUCUUGCUAGUGUAAAUGUGAUACAUUACUAUAUGACAUCUAGUGAAGAAAAAACAAUUACAGGCCAAACAAAUGUGCUACCACCUUUACAAUUUUGUAAAAUCAUGUGGUAGACGUACACAAAAUAGCUGGAAUUUAUGGAAUUGCUCUUUGACAACUAGAUGUUGUCUUACUUUUGGGUACAUUUAUUUUAACGCUUGAAGUAUCUAAAAUACAAAUCUUUUUUUAUUCUUGCACUUAAAUAUGGCACUCGUUUUAAAUUACUAACAUAAUUUUUACAAAUUUUAAUACGGUUUUAAAGGGAAACAACUUUUUAACAAUACAAUAUUAAAGCUGUACAUUUUAAAGAUGAGUGGUGUCCUCAAAUUCCGUCCACUCCAUUCUUUCAUUAAUCAAAUUAUGAGCCGGGAAUCGGAGGAAUACCUGUACAGCAUUUGGACGUUUCAUCACUGUUGCAUUUUGAUGAUAAUGCCUUCCAAUUUGUGCCUGACAAUUUAAAGUAAGUUUACUCAACGAAAAUAUAUUCUACAAUGUAUUGUUUUCCUUUGCACGUCAAAAACUAGGAAUAAAUUAACAGCUCCUUUGCUUAAUGGACGCUUUGCAUUACAACCAUCUUUGAGGUCUUCUUUUAUCUUAUAUUUAAGUAAACAUCUUGCGUAUUCAUAAUAAAAAGUGCCUCAAACAAGGCGUCUGGAUGCAAAUAAAGGGUCCUUACUUGCACAAAAUAGGGAUAACGUGAAGAUGUAAAAUUAAGGUAAUCAUUUAUCCUAAUGCCAAUACGGUGCUAACAGAUACAUGGAUUGUAACAUGAAUAUUUUUUUAAUGAUACAAAUGUUCAUAUUCUUACAAUGUCUAUCUUAUGUACGUGCCUAAGUACAAGGGACAGUCUGGGCAUCUGGUGUUUAAAGGGAAAUUUACG